AUGGGUGCCCUCUGCGGCAAGGAGUCGAGGGAUGAUAACUUCGCCGGCCCAGGCCGCCGGCUGGACUCAUCACCCGACCAGAGUCCCACCGCGCCGCUGCCCAGCAACAAGCGCGUCGUCGGUGGGCCCCCGCGGACCCUGGGAGGCUCGUCAAGCGGCGGCGGCGGCGCUUCCUCCUCAAGCGCCGCGGAUGCGAGGCGCAAGGCUGCCGAGGCUGCCGAGGCGAGACAGAAAGCGGCAGAAGGCAAGUUCAGUGGCAAGUUGGGUAGUCAGCUGCAGCAACAGAAAAAGGAACCCCUGAACGAGACCAUGAAGCGGCAUGCCGACGAGGAGAGGCAGCGGAGAGAGAUUGAGAGGAACGAUGAACAACGCAACUACAACUGA
This is a messenger RNA of Diaporthe batatas, 384 nucleotides long. RefSeq lists its product as uncharacterized. Lineage: Eukaryota; Fungi; Ascomycota; Sordariomycetes; Diaporthales; Diaporthaceae. The record is from RefSeq and is a predicted model, not a curated record. The coding region runs from base 1 to 384 and encodes 127 amino acids. The transcript has 2 exons.